AUGCUGGGCUGUUUUGCUGGAGCCAUCAUGAGGGUUGUGUGCCCCUUAUCACCCCUGUCCUGGCACUACUUGGGCCUCCUACCCCACUCCAGGACCAGCUCGGCCAGUGUUGACAUUCCUGGUCCCUGGUCUCCACCGCCCCCACGCGUGCCGCCGCAGGGAGCGGCCGGACCACUGCGUGACGCCGGGGGGGGCGGGGUCUCAUUAUUAAAAGGGGCCAGAGGCCGCGGCGCCCGCGCCAAGACCCGACCUGGGUCACUGGGAGGGCCAUUUCGUUCUGCCUACAGUGUCGGCCGCGUUAGCGACACCCUCGAGUCCACGGCGGACACCAUGCAGCUCCUGGUGAAGGUGCCAUCUCUUCCGGAGCGGGGAGAGCUGGACUGUAACAUCUGCUACAGGCCCUUCAACCUCGGGGGCCGCGCGCCGCGCCGCUUGCCCGGAACGGCGCGCGCCCGCUGCGGCCACACGCUCUGCACCGCCUGCCUCCGAGAGCUGGCGGCGCGCGGCGACCGCAGCGGAGCGGCCGCGCGCGUGGUGCGCUUGCGCCGCGUCGUCACGUGCCCCUUCUGCCGCGCACCCACACCGCUCCCGCGCGGUGGGGUCACGGAGGUCGCUGUUGACCCGGACUUGUGGUCACGGUUGGAAGAAAAUGCGCGGGCGGAACGUGAACCUGAUGAGGCUGGUGGCCCGGUCAGGGAAGGUGGCGACGUCGGCGGAGAGGCCGACGAAGAGGAAGAGGAGAGCGAGAAGGGGUCGGGGCCGAGGAGCGCGGGGUGGCGCGCCUUCCGACGGCUUUGGGACAGGUUGCUGGCGCCCGCACGCCGCUGGAGGCGCCCGCUGCCUAGCAACGUUCUGUACUGUCCGGAGAUCAAGGACUUUGCCCACAUGACCCGCUGCACGCUGUAACCGCGGGGCCCGGAAGCUGAGACAGAAGGAAGGUGGGAGCUGUAUUUUCAGGGCGUGCUGUAGUACAAGGGGAUGAUGCCAAAGCUAUCCCCUCUCCCAUCGCAAGACUGGCGUUGAUGAAGUGGAGCUGAGGGUAGGAAUGAACGCCCUGGGGAGUGUUGAUGCUGAGCUGGGGAGGCUCCUAGACGAAUCACUCCCAUCUGCAGACUGUGUCAGCCUUACAUAAUUCAGGAUAAAGUGGCUCUGAAAUGAUAAAAACAAAGUCUACGUUCCGUGGGAAGACAGAUUGUUUCCUUAAAUGUGACUUGGCUUUUGUUCAGGGCGGUUGUGUGUGGGAGCAACAAGUGCCAUUUUAGCAAUUCUGUAUCAAUGGUUUGAAAAUUUCAAAAGGAUGGAUCAGGAGAGAAGAGCUUGAUUUUCAUGUCAUGUUAAUCUCACUUCUCUACUACGUAAGAGAAUUGAGGAAAAUAAGCGUUUGCUUCUCUGCCCACCCCGCCAGUGCUAGUGUGCCUGUCUCCCCACUCCCAGUACUGUGUUCCGAAAAUUAUCAAGAUGCCUUGGAUGCCUUCUGCCUUACUUCAUUUCAGAAUCUCCCUUCAACCUGUUAGGGCAGGUAUCAGAAGGUCCAAAGAACAUUAAUCUGAGGCACCUAAUUAGGGCCUAUCAAGGAUAGAAAGGAGACAUUUGGUAAGGCAUCAAACUUUAAACUUUUGAUAUUAUCUGUAUUUUUAAAGUCACCGGGAAACACUGAUACUACUGAAAAAAGAUGCCCAUCACAGUUUUAAUCUUGUGCCCCAUAAUUGGACUUCUGUUGUAUGCCAUGGAUUCUAUUUUAAAAUCCCAUCAAUAUCUUACAAUACUUAGUCAGUGGGAGCUUGUUGGAAGUGCAAAAUCUCAGAAUUCCACUUCAGACUUACUGAAUCAAAACCUGCAUAUUAACAAGAGUCCCAGCUGAUCUCUGUGCACGUAAAAACUUAUGUCAGUCCAGGUCCUAGAUGCUCUAGGAUAUUACCA
This is a messenger RNA of Molossus molossus (Pallas's mastiff bat), 1920 nucleotides long. It is a transcript of the gene RNF227, whose product is annotated as ring finger protein 227. Lineage: Eukaryota; Metazoa; Chordata; Mammalia; Chiroptera; Molossidae. Gene Ontology annotation, biological process: protein ubiquitination. Gene Ontology annotation, molecular function: ubiquitin protein ligase activity. The record is from RefSeq and is a predicted model, not a curated record.